AUGCGGGGAGCGGCAUCAGAGGGGAGGGGAGGGGGCAGUGUGAGGAGGAAAGCGCGAGAGCAACCAAGCAGAAAAAAGCAAGGCAAGGCAAAGCAAAGCGAAGCCACAAAAAAAGGUGGGGGAGAGAAAUCCUUUCUAGCUGUGAUGCGUAUCUACGUGCAUGUGCGGGAGAAGGUCAUUCCGCUGGAGUGCGGCGACGGCACGCAGGAUGUAAUUUGGCUGGGCAACGCGGCCAUGGUGCACUACGACGCCUCCUUUGGGCGCAAGUACGGCUCCCCGCAGUGCAUCCAAAAGGAGGGCGGCAUCACCUGCGACCCUGAGGCCCGCGUCUGUGACGUGCUCGACGACAACCAACACGUCUUCGCCGUCCUCGACGGCAGGGAUGAGGACUGA
Trypanosoma conorhini is the source of this 393-nucleotide messenger RNA. RefSeq lists its product as uncharacterized. The record is from RefSeq and is a predicted model, not a curated record. The coding region runs from base 1 to 393 and encodes 130 amino acids. Lineage: Eukaryota; Euglenozoa; Kinetoplastea; Trypanosomatida; Trypanosomatidae. The transcript has a single exon.